CCCUCACCCCAUCAUCGACACCAAAGGCAUCGUGGUCUUCGGGACGCGUAUCCUGGAUGAGGAGGUGUUUGAGGGUGACAUCCAGCAGCUGAUGAUUUUAUCGGACCAUCGCGCUGCGUUUGACUACUGUGAGCACUACAGCCCCGAUUGUGAGGUUCCUGCGCCUGAACAGCCCCAGAACCAAGACCCAAACACUGAUGAAUAUAACACAGAGGAUGACAACUACUAUUACGAAUAUCCCUACUAUGAGGACAUGGACGCCGAAAAGACAGAAGAAACGGCAACCGAUGAAACGACUGGAACCGAAACUGAAGACCUAACGGUGUCUGUUCCGGAUAGCGGUCGCGUGGUUACGUCGGUUAUCACUAGUGGAACAGGAGGCUCCAGCAGUUCCUCGAGUAGCUCCUCGUCCUCCUCUUCUUCAUCCUCCAGCUCUACCACGACUACUGGCGAGGAACCGUACGACGGCUACGAUGGAUAUGAGACCGGAUAUGAAACAUACUAUGACGAGUCGACCUCGCGGCCUGACGGCUCCCGGACCAUCAGCAUCACUAGCACAGGCACAGGUACCGGCGGAGAAGUGGAUAUCGGACUGGGCGGUGAGGUGGAUUUGGGACUGGGAGGAGACCUGGACAGGCGGAUCAUCACAUCAUCAUCAUCAUCAUCGUCGUCAUCAUCAGGAGGAGGAGGAAGUGGAAGAGUGCACUCAACUGUCACAGUCAUUCACAAUGGAACGUCUGGCUCGGUUUCCAGCUCCGGCUCCAGCUCCAGCUCUGGAGUCAGUACCGGCUCCAGCUCCAGCUCCAGAUCCAACUCUACCUCGGUUGAUGGUGGUUAUGAUGAUACCCAGUACGGCGAGGGUUUUGAUCUGACCUAUGGAGAGGGAUAUGGAGAAGGAUACGGAGAGGGAGAUUAUACCGUGGAAGGAGGCGGUAGCAGCAGCAGCACUUCAGUGUCCGUAGGGGGUGGAUCUGUUUCUGUUGGAGGCGGGUCUGUAUCUGUCGGGGGCGGUUCUGUUUCCGUUGGAGGCGGGUCUGUUUCUUCAAGUGGCUCAGUUGGGGGCGGAUCCGGCAGCGCUGGGGCCAGCGUGGGGGCGGGGUCUGUUGCCACCGGUGGACAGGGAGGAAUUGGUGGAGAGGCAGAUUCCAUCGAUAUCGACAAGUUCAAGGAGGAGUCCAUCACGGAUUACACUGACGCAGAACUGGAGAAGAUGUAUGAUUAUGAUGACCUGUACACCGAUGGCGACAAAGCGCUGCCCGCAGAGACCGACGAGAUCUACGGACAGGUGGAUGGACUGAGGGGAGAGAAAGGCCAGAAAGGAGAGCCUGCCAUCAUUGAACCCGGAAUGCUGGUCGAAGGCCCACCUGGUCCAGAGGGUCCCACAGGUCUCCCCGGUCCUCCAGGUUCAACGGGACACCCAGGUGGUGCUGGAGAGCCAGGUGAGAGGGGUCCUCCUGGUCGCUCUGGUCUGCCUGGAGCUGACGGUCUUCCAGGACCUCCAGGGACUGUCCUGAUGUUGCCUUUCCGCAUGAGUACAGGAGGCGACAGCGGACAUAAAGGUCCUGCAGUUUCUGCCCAAGAGGCUCAGAUGCAAGCCAUCAUGCAGCAGGCCAGGCUGGCGAUGAGGGGUCCAACCGGACCCAUGGGUUUGACGGGCCGUUCCGGUCCUCUGGGUCCUCCUGGUGUUUCUGGACUGAAAGGAGAGUCUGGGGAAUCAGGACCUCAAGGUCCUCGUGGUCCACUGGGAUCCAUAGGCCCUCCUGGAAAGCCUGGUAGAAGGGGUCGACCCGGCUCAGAUGGAGCCAGAGGGAUGCCUGGACAGACGGGACCAAAGGGGGACCGAGGAUUCGAUGGGCUCGCUGGUUUGUCUGGAGAAAAGGGUCACAGGGGUGAGACAGGUCCUCAGGGGCCACCUGGGCCUUCAGGAGAGGAUGGAGAAAGAGGCAAUGAUGGUGAGGUCGGACCCAGAGGUCUGCCCGGAGAAUCGGGUCCUCGUGGUUUGUUGGGCCCCAAAGGUCCCCAGGGGCCCCCUGGACCUCCCGGUGUGACUGGUAUGGACGGACAUCCUGGACCUAAAGGAAACAUUGGUCCUCAAGGUGAGCCAGGACCUCCAGGACAACAAGGCAACCCCGGAGCUCAGGGACUUCCAGGUCCUCAGGGAGCGAUCGGACCUCCAGGAGAGAAGGGUCCUACUGGAAAACCAGGCUUAUCGGGAAUGCCAGGAGCCGAUGGACCUCCGGGCCACCCAGGAAAAGAAGGGCCAUCCGGAGAGAAAGGACAUCUGGGACCUCCUGGUCCUCAGGGGCCGAUUGGAUAUCCUGGGCCUCGAGGUGUAAAGGGUGCUGAUGGAGUCCGUGGGCUGAAAGGAAACAAGGGUGAAAAGGGAGAAGACGGAUUUCCAGGAUUUAAGGGCGAUAUGGGCAUCAAAGGCGACAGGGGAGAACUUGGUGCUGCUGGACCCAGAGGUGAAGACGGGCCUGAGGGACCCAAAGGAAGAUCUGGUUUACCUGGAGAUCCUGGACCACUCGGGUCGACCGGAGAGAAGGGUAAGCUCGGUGUGCCCGGGUUGCCAGGUUAUCCAGGAAGACAAGGCCCCAAGGGUUCUCAAGGAUUCCAGGGAUUCCAAGGAGCCAGUGGAGAGAAAGGCACGAGGGGGACAGCAGGAAAGCCGGGACCCCGAGGACAGAGAGGACCCACGGGACCCCGUGGUGAAAGAGGGCCGAGGGGACCAACUGGUAAAGCAGGACCAAAGGGCAACUCAGGAAGCGACGGCCCCCCAGGACCACCCGGUGAACGGGGUCCGUUAGGAUCAGCGGGACCUACUGGAUUCCCCGGCCCUAAGGGUCCACCGGGUCCUUCCGGAAAGGACGGGCUGCCCGGACACCCUGGCCAGAGAGGAGAGACUGGUUUCCAAGGUAAAACUGGACCUCCCGGACCCCCAGGUGUAGUCGGACCUCAGGGACCAACAGGUGAAACAGGACCAAUGGGAGAGCGAGGCCACCCUGGACCCCCAGGACCACCUGGUGAACAGGGUCUACCUGGACCUGCAGGAAAAGAGGGAGCAAAGGGAGAUCCAGGUCCUGCAGGACCUACGGGUAAAGACGGACCUCCAGGACUCAGAGGGUUCCCAGGCGAGAGAGGUUUACCUGGCCCUGUGGGGUCAGCAGGUUUGAAAGGGAAUGAAGGACCUCCAGGGCCACCUGGACCCGCUGGUUCUCCUGGUGAACGUGGUCCUGCUGGCUCAGCUGGACCUACCGGCCUCCCGGGCCGACCCGGACCUCAAGGACCCCCGGGCCCCGCUGGAGAGAAAGGUGGACCUGGCGAGAAAGGACCUCAAGGCCCAGCUGGUAGAGACGGUAUUCAGGGACCUGUGGGACUUCCAGGCCCGGCCGGACCCAUCGGACCCCCGGGAGAGGACGGUGAUAAGGGCGAGCUUGGAGAGCCAGGACAGAAGGGAAGCAAAGGUGACAAGGGCGAGCAUGGUCCUCCAGGGCCAGUCGGUAGCCAAGGUCCUCCAGGUCAGCCGGGUCCACCUGGUGCUGAUGGAGAGCCAGGUCCCAGAGGUCAGCAGGGUCUGUUUGGGCAGAAGGGAGAUGAGGGUUCACGAGGCUUCCCAGGACCACCAGGACCUGUCGGCCUUCAGGGUUUGCCUGGACCCCCGGGUGAGAAGGGAGAGACUGGUGACGUCGGUCAGAUGGGUCCACCCGGUCCUCCUGGCCCCAGAGGCCCCUCCGGACCCCCAGGAGCCGAUGGACCACAGGGACCCCCGGGAGGAAUCGGCAACCCAGGAGCCGUGGGAGAGAAGGGAGACGCCGGUGAACUAGGAGAACCAGGCCCACAGGGAGACGUCGGCCCUCCAGGUCCAAGAGGAGAGCGAGGAGAAAAGGGAGAAGCCGGACCCGCUGGUUCUGCUGGGCCCCCCGGACCAAAAGGACCACCAGGAGAUGAUGGUCCUAAAGGAAGCCCUGGUCCAAGUGGUUUCCCUGGUGAUCCUGGUCCUCCUGGAGAGCCUGGUCCACAUGGUUUGGAUGGUGCUCCUGGAGAUAAGGGUGAUGAUGGUGAGCCUGGUCAGGCGGGAUCCCCUGGACCUACUGGUGAAACUGGCCCCACUGGACCUCCAGGAAAGAGAGGACCUCAUGGACCUGCUGGACCUGAAGGAAGACAGGGAGAGAAGGGUGCCAAGGGUGAGUCUGGUCUGCUGGGUCCACCUGGUAAGACAGGUCCAGUUGGUCCUCAGGGAAGCCCUGGAAAGCCCGGUCCUGAGGGUCUGAGAGGUGUGCCUGGACCAGUGGGAGAACAAGGACUGCCCGGUGCUCCCGGACCCGAUGGACCUCCUGGACCGAUGGGUCCUCCUGGACUGCCUGGACUGAAGGGAGAUACUGGUAUUAAAGGUGAAAAGGGUCAUCCUGGUCUCAUUGGACUCAUCGGACCUCCAGGAGAACAAGGAGAGAAGGGAGACAGAGGGUUGCCAGGUCCACAGGGAACUGCAGGACUUAAAGGAGACACUGGUAUUUCAGGACCUGCUGGACCUCUUGGACCCAUUGGACCUCCUGGUCUCCCGGGUCCUCCUGGUCCUAAAGGUGCUAAAGGAUCAUCUGGUCAGACUGGACCGAAGGGAGAAACUGGAGUGCCAGGAUCUCCUGGACCUCCAGGUCCACCUGGUGAUGUCAUCCACCCUCUGCCCAUCCAGUCCAGCCCCAAACGGGCAAAGAGGAACAUUGACGCCAGCCAGAUGAUGGAUGACGCUGCAGAUGCCAACUACAAAGACUAUGAGGACGGCAUGGAGGAGAUAUUUGGCUCUCUGAACUCGCUCAAACUAGAGAUUGAACAGAUGAAACACCCGCUGGGCACACAGAGUAACCCCGCCCGCACCUGCAAAGACCUGCAGCUGUGCCACCCAGAUUUCCCAGAUGGUGAAUACUGGAUUGAUCCGAACCAGGGCUGCUCCAGAGACUCUUUCAAAGUGUACUGUAACUUCACAGCAGGUGGAGAGAGCUGCAUCUUCCCCGAUAAAAAGAGUGAAGGGGCCAGACUCACCUCUUGGGUGAAGGAGAAUCCAGGAUCGUGGUUCAGUGAAUUCAAACGUGGUAAACUGCUCUCAUACGUGGAUGUGGAGGGCAAUCCGAUCGGAGUGGUCCAGAUGACGUUCCUGCGUUUACUCAGUGCAACGGCUCGGCAGAACCUGACAUACAACUGUUACCAGUCGGUGGCUUGGCACAACCAGGACCUGGACUCUUACGAUAAAGCCAUCCGCUUCCUGGGUUCCAACGAUGAGGAGAUGUCUUACGAUAACAACCUGUACAUCAGAGCCGCCGUCGACGGAUGUGCAUUGAAAAAGGGUUAUGAAAAGACUAUUCUUGAGAUCAACACACCGAAAGUGGAGCAGGUACCAUUUGUUGACAUUAUGUUCAACGAUUUCGGCGGAGCAACGCAGAAGUUCGGCUUUGAGGUCGGACCGGCCUGCUUCAUCGGCUAAGACUGCUCAGCGAGCACGCGCGAACAAAACAUAUUCAUUUUCUCCGAAAACAAAACACAAGAAAGAAAUAGGAUGACUUAUUUGUAAAGUUUUGUGUUUCCAAACAAACCCAACAGAUAACAAAGUAAGGAUAAAAGAAAUUUGAAGAAAGAAUGGAUGUCCAAACAAUGGGUUCUUAUAACAGAGCAACCUUUUUAACCUCAGUGUACCCUCUGCAUCACAUGCAAGUUUUGAAACUGGAUGAGGUCAUCACUCAUGACUCUCCCAGCCCUGCUCACUUUACACUCAUCCGACUCUUCGCCCCUCCCACAGGCUGUAUAGACAGAUUAGAUCCUUCCUUUUAUUUCCCUCCAGUUCUUGGACUUGUAGCUCUAUGCACAUACGAGAAAUCUUUUCCGUAGGUUUGUUUGCUUGGGUUUUAUGUUGUUCCUCUUUCCACUUCUAAGCUUUGUUUUUUGUGCAUACUUGUCUUCCAUUCCCUGGAAUGGUGAUUAUAUAUAUAAAUAUAUAUAAAUAUUUUUUUCUAUGUUUGCAAGUACUUUCUGUAUAUUUU
Messenger RNA from Sinocyclocheilus anshuiensis, 6029 nucleotides. RefSeq names its product collagen alpha-1(V) chain-like. The record is from RefSeq and is a predicted model, not a curated record. The coding region runs from base 92 to 5476 and encodes 1794 amino acids. Lineage: Eukaryota; Metazoa; Chordata; Actinopteri; Cypriniformes; Cyprinidae. The transcript is spliced from 64 exons. Gene Ontology annotation, cellular component: extracellular matrix. Gene Ontology annotation, molecular function: extracellular matrix structural constituent.